Molecule: messenger RNA, 762 nt
Organism: Coccidioides posadasii C735 delta SOWgp
Lineage: Eukaryota; Fungi; Ascomycota; Eurotiomycetes; Onygenales; Onygenaceae
Source: RefSeq, a predicted model, not a curated record
AUGGCCGACGUACGUGCACUAUUGCGCAAUGAGCUCGCAUCACGAGCGUCUGCUACCGACAGGCAGAAAAAGAAGAGAAAGCUCGAGUCCGCACCCACAGAAAUACGCAAAAAGCUCAAACCGAUUGACCAGGCUGAGGAAUCAGCAGGAGAAGAAAAUGAGAUAGAGAAAGCAUCGCCUACUGAAGAAACAGGCCCGUCCCCAGAUAUUGCGAUAGUGCCAACGGCGAACGCUGCGACAGAAAACCCCCUUCCACUGCCAGCACAAGCCACAGCUUCAACAAAACAGCAGGAGGCACCUCAAGCUAUUGAUGAAGACGAAUGGGCAGCUUUCGAGCGUUUCGUUGCUGCACCUACCAGGACACAAGUUCCUGCAGCUGUUUUGAACUCCGGUGCCACAAUAUCCGCCGCACCUGUCUCAGCUGCUGAAUUGGCCAAACACGAGGAGGCACAGCGUGAAUCGCGGACAAAGGCUCGCGAGGCUGAAUUGCAGGGCGAACAGGAAGAGGCUACACGAUCGCUUGAAGAAGAAUUUGAUGAGAUGGAGCAACUGGACGAACGUGUUAAACGACUGAAGGAAAAACGGGAAGAAAUAUUGAGACGCCGACAACAAGGUUUACUGAAGGACAUGAUGAACUCUGAAGGCGAUUCAGUACGAGGGAAUAUUGAAACCCCUGGAAGCGGAAAUGUAUUUGAGUACGAAGAGGAUGAAGACAUCGAUGAUGAGGAUGAUGAUGAAUGGGACAACUGGCGCUUCAAAUAA